CUUUGCUCUUUUUUCUUAACCGCUCCACUCUUCUUCUCUUCCUCUUCCACCCUUUCCCUUCCCCUCAGGCCUCAUUCAAAUCCCAGAAAAACGUAUACUUUCUCCAUCUCUGUCUCCCUCUCUCACAGAAUGAGAUAUGCAUCAUCAUCAGAAGCCAAAUCCCAAUUGGUAUCAGAGAUUUGCUCUCUGUCGACUCUCACCAUUGCCUGCAUCCACAGAGACCUCCCCUGCCUCUCUUCCCCUGCUUCCCCUCACUCACAUUUCAUCGACUGGUAUCGCCUUCUCGGUGUAGAAGAAAAUGCAGAUUUCGAGGAUAUUAAAAAGCGGUACCAUCGCCUUGCCUUACAGCUUCAUCCUGACAAGAAUGAUCACCCGAAAGCUGAGAUCGCAUUCAAACUCGUCCUCCAGGGGUACUCUGUUCUAUCAGACAGUGUGAAGAGGAGAGAGUUUGAUGGUGAGAGAAGGAAAUGCUUCUGCGUUGUGUGCAACAGAAUACCAUAUUCAGCACCAAAGGUGAAGGUAUCCAUCCACGAGAGUCGUUCGAGGGCUUACCGAAUUCGGCAGGCUUUGAAAGACAUAAGGGAGAGGUUCAAGGAAGAAGCUAGAGUGAUGGAGAAUUGUUUGAAGGUUAAUGCUUCUUUAUCUUCAAGAAGGGACGAAGUCCCGGUUUUCAUGCCAACUUCUUCGCCGAACCAGUUGUUGUUCCGAUGCAGAUCGAGGAGAGAAUCGCCGGUAUUCGAUCCAUGUGACUAUGGAUCUGAAGGGUAUCCUCAUUUUAGGGAGAGGAAGAGCUAUAGUAAGAAGCCUGAGAGUUUCUGGAACAUGCAGAGGAGACAGAGUUUUAGUAAUAAUGGGCAGGGGUCAAGAAAGUUUGAGUUUCCUGUGUUUGAGAACAGGCUAGAUAGAGGGAUGAUGAAAAGCAAACCUGCUUGCGUUCAUUCAUAACUCAACUAUUCUUUUCCAUAAAUGAUAGAAAUUCAGCAUUCUUUUAACAAUUAAUUUUGUCACAUUUUCAUGUAACCCAGAGACCAUGAUCUAACAACAGAU
Messenger RNA from Linum tenue, 1047 nucleotides. The record is from the annotation of a GenBank genome assembly. Lineage: Eukaryota; Viridiplantae; Streptophyta; Magnoliopsida; Malpighiales; Linaceae.